UUCUCGUCCGAAAUCAAAGUUGCUGACGAAAGCUGCUCUCCAACGCAGCCGUGUGUAAUGCGUGUCAUUGGAGUGGAAAAACUUGAAAUCUAUCGCUGCUGUUACUAACCAUGCCUGAGUUUCAAGACCGACUGUCUUACAUAGACAAGCGUUAUGAUCAUCUUCGGAAGCUUACGCAAACACUCAAGAAAAAGAUAAACGACUUAGAGGAUAUCAUGCGACAAGACAAUGAUGACGAAAAUGUGGAGCAGAUCCGGCAGCUUAUCGAAGAUAUAAAAAGGGAAAAGCAGAUGAUGCGUGAUGAAGCUCACAUUAUUCGAGGCGAACUUUUUCAAGCAAUGUAUAAUGAGGAUCUUAGAUCGCAUUUACUGAACUUCGUUGCCGAGUUUGAAGAAGCAUGGCACGACACUCCAGAGAAGCACUUGACGGGAGAACUUCGCCGUGAUGAAGAUGAAACUGAUCGGCGGCAAAGUACAAGUCAAGGAGAAGAUGACAUCUACACUCCUUCAUCGAGUGACGAUCAGCAAUUCCGGGAAACGAGUUUUUGACGCUUUAUAUUUCGAUAAUUUCGCUCUUACGAGUUCUGUAUUUAUAGAAAAAUCAUAUUUGCUUAUUACCUCUUAUGAACAGCUCUUGUGUAUAUGAAGUUGUGUACAUCAUUCAGGAUGAGACCACUGUUAGUUUGCACGUAGAUUUGGUAGUUGAUUUGACGUAUACUCUAGUCAACAAUUUGAAGAUGUAUCAAAUUUAUUGUAAAGAAAAAAAUAGUAGCUUGUUGCUAUCUCUUCACAUGCGCAGCUCUAUUUGUAGCUCAUUACCAUUUCUUCCCAUGUAAAACCGCUCUAAGUGCAAUCUCUGUACAUAAUCUAGUCGCAGCUGCCUUUAUGCCAUGCAUCCUUAUUAGCAAACAUUGAGUUGUAAAGGUCAAUUAGAAAUUUUAUUGCUGACUGUGCAAGGUAAUCAGGACCAUGUUUCACGCCCAAUGUGUAUACAAAUUUGCUGCGUAG
This is a messenger RNA of Cylicocyclus nassatus, 1007 nucleotides long. NCBI's taxonomy places the organism in Eukaryota, Metazoa, Nematoda, Chromadorea, Rhabditida, Strongylidae. The record is from the annotation of a GenBank genome assembly.